GUUCUUAACAAACAGAGUCGCUCAUUUUAUUUGCAGAAAAAAAAAAGAAAAAAUCGUUUUAUUUUAAUAAAUUAAAUUACUCAAUAUUUAACCAUUCAAGAGUUGUCUAAACUAGCAUAAGUCUAUAGAUUAAUAAUAAAUAUUUCAUUUUCAGUUUAUAAGAACAUUGCACUUAGCCCCAAAAGUUCGAUUAGAAAUGUUUUAUUCACAACACAGUUGUUCGCUCGCGUAGUCACCAUCACCAUCACCAACCAACCAACCAACUCAGUAGUGUCACAUUCUAGCUGCUGCUCUGGCUCUCAGCUCAGUCUCAACUCAAUGAAAAAAGUUCCUUAUAAUAUGAAUAUGUAUAGUCUACUUCUUCUGCUUUAAUUUCGAAAAAAGAAGAAAGAAAAAUUUUAAAUCCUAAAUAGCCAAUUGCAGUGAGGAGAAGGUGAAAGUUUAUAGUGUGUGAUGACUCUUUCCAACAGCCAGUCUUCAAGUGGCACAAGUAAUGCGGACACGUCCACUCAGCAGCAUCAUCAGCAGCAACAUCAUCAUCGAUCAUCCACAAGUAGCAGCAGGCAUUCUGCUAGUGGUGUCGUUGGAGGAGGAGCUGUAGCUUCCUCAGCAGCAGCUGCAGGAGGUAAUCAACCACCGUCUGCACGUCGAAGCGAUUCCGAUCGGACAAAGAACCCGAGGAAUCUGCUGCACUCCAACCAAACGGUUGCUGAGAAAUAUUCUAGAACAUCUCUAGAUUCUUCUUAUCGCAGCAGCAACGUCAUGACUCCGACAUCGACUUCCGAUGACUUGUCGCAGUCGACGACAAAAUCCAAAGAUCAGUAUGUGGACGAGUCAUUGUAUAAAACUGCCCCCGAACUCAUCGAUCCAUCGAUUAUCAGUCGCGGUCCGCCGCUUGCCAUUCGGCGGUACACCAGAUCGGCUUUGUAUCUGCUGCGCAAUGAUAAUCGUUCGCGAUACCGUCCAAAAUGCACCUCGAAGCUGCAAGUUCUGUGCAUCUGGAAGACGAGCAACAGCUCCUAUGCAAAGAGUUCAUCAAUUCCCAUGGAAGUGACUGCGUCUUCGCCGAGACGGACAACUAUCCGAGCAGUCUCAUCUAGCCACGAUGACCCGGACAGCUUGCAACAUCCCAAACACUACUACUUGGACCAUCGGAGCAUUUCGUCAUCGCAUCUGAUGCCGGCAUUUGCCAAGCGCCGCAUCGGCAAUCCAAUGGGCAUAACCAGUCCUCCAGGUGCAGGUCCAUCUGCUGCAGGUGCAGGCAGUGAACCGUUGAAAGUUCAGGGCCCAGCAGGUGGAAAGAAUCCGGAACACAACAAAUUCGUGUCGCCACAGAGGAAGACCACCCAAAGUCAUUCUUCCGAUGGCGAUCGUGACGGGAUGGAUCGGGAGCGUGGCGACAACGAUCGGGAUCGGGAGCGUGAUCGCGAUCGCACCUGGAAUCGCGACAGAGAUUUAAGUUCUUCAACUGCCGCCGGGCCAACUGCUCGCGAACGCAGAAUCGGCAGUGGUCGACUUCAGCUCAGAGAUGUCAUUUGGGACUAUCCCACAGAGAAGGAUACAUCUACUUCGGAGAAGAACCCCCCAAGUGGGUUCCUCAGCGCUCCGUCGGAUUCCAAUAACACGUCUUCGAAUUCACGCUACGAAAACACUCGUCGAUCUCCAACAUCUAAGGACUCCUCCUAUGUGGGAAAUUCGGCAACUGGUCCCGGAGUCAAGAACCCACCACCACCGGGUCGUCAGGAAUCGCGAUUUGACUCGCGAAGGAGUUCGUUUGCACGUGGCGACUAUGAGCGUGAUAAUCGAGGCGACAAUUCCAAUUAUGUGCGACGUUUUAUGUCCGAUUUGAUGAAUCAAAAUGCUAAUAAUAACUUUCCGAGUCAGAAGUCGGGCGGCGAGAAUAGUCGUCGGCGUAAUAAUCGCAACGUCGAACCGGAAUGGUUUAGCGGAGGGCCGACAUCUCAGCAUGACACAAUUGAACUGCGCGGCUUUGAUGAAGUCGAAGAUUCCAAUUCAAACAGCAGUGGAAGUAUUAAAGGUCGAAUUUCGAAGCCAACUUCUACCAAAAAUGACGCCGGAAAAUCACCUAAAGGCAGUGAAAAUGAUUUGCGUCCCAGCAGCAAGAUGAAUAAAGACGAAGAUAUCUCUAACCACAGCGACGACGAAGGAAAUAUAAUGCCACGUGAAACGUUGCCAGAUAAUAAUUUUGAUGCACCACCAAUUCAUAAAACUUCUGGUAACCUCCUAAAAACCGAAUCUGAGUCUCUAGAUCCAAUGGAGCAGAACAAUUUCCUUGGUAAACCAGAUGAUAAACAAGCUGAUACCCAAAGCCAAAAUGAAGAUAAACAAGGAUUCAAUUUUGAUGCUUUCCUCAACGAGGAUUCUUUAAAUAAUUUAUUACUUUUGGGCGAACAAAGUGGUGGAGGAGAAAAAGAAGCCGGAUCACGUUUUAGUCGUUGGUUUGGUCAACAAGCUGAUAAUAAUUCAUCAAAGACCACCACAAAUGGCGACACCCCCAAGCCAGAAGAAAACAUUGUUUCCGCAAUGCUCGAAGAGAAACCCCAACUGACUUCUGUGAAUUUAUCAAACCAAAGUAAUACUCUGAUGGAAUUUCUACAACGAGGUAAAAUGAACAAACAACUCGCACCAGGUCGGCCCAAUUCGCAUUUGAGUCUCGAAGAGCUUGAAGCAAGAAUGCGCAAGGUUGGCACAGAUGAUGUUCCAAUGAUUAAGGAACAGCCAGAUCCAAUGAAAAUGCAUGAUAACCCUUUGAAUCAAUUCCUUGCAAAUAACAAUGUACUUCAACAUCAGCAGCAACAGCAACACCAACAACAACAGCUACAGCAACAAGUCAAGCCGCCAAAUGCUCCUGACGAUGGACAUCCCAUCCACCACCCACAACAUAUCCCGAUAUUUCCAUCCCAUCCAAUUGGUCAUAAUCUAGUGCAGCAACAACAGACCCAAGACAUGGAUGCAUUUAAGAAGCUCCUCGAGCAAAUAACUCCGGCAGGAAAGCCUCCCACCAAUAUAAAGCAAACAAUUGCUCCACUCCAACAACAACAGCAACAAAUGCAUCGCCCUCCACCUCCUCCAGCUCUGUCAAUGCCUCCGCCACCACAUUUCAUGAAAAACGAUGAACUCACUAAGUUUAUUCAUCAACAGCAGCAGCAACAAGUUCAGCAUGGACCACAGCUUGGUGCUAAUAUCAAUCAACAACAACAACAGCAACAACCACAACCAAACGAUCACGCUAUGUUCUUAGCACCUCAACAACGAUUCGAAGCUCAAUUACUCCUCCAAGGAUUGUCUCGCGGUGAAGUCACCCAAAGUGCGCUGGGACAGCAACUUGCAAACCCCAACAUAUCGCCACGUCGAAAAGAGGUCCUAGUGGCUGUUCUAAAGGAGACGUCGCGAGACACUUCUCCAAAUGUCAUUAUGCCACCUGGCCCACAAAUAAUGUCGCCAGUUCUUGGUGGCCAAGGUCAUACUAACUUGAAUAUUCCAUCACAACCGCCACCACUCAUCAUCCCUGGGCCCCCUAUCAAUCAUCCCAUUCAGCCUAUUCCAUCGCCACGUGAGUUGCAGUAUCACACACAAUCGAUCAUGCAAAAUGCUUUGAUUAAAAAGAAAUUGGAGGAACAACAAGAGAACUUUAGGCGUCGCCGUCAAGAAAUACAAAAACAACAACAGCAGCAACAACAACAACAGCAACAACAAGUGCAGCAUAAACCCCCAUCACAAGGUGAUGGCAAUGAUUUUGGAAAUAUCAAUGCAUCACAGCAACAACAACAACAGCAACAAUAUUCUCAAAACCAACAACAUGCUAAGACCCAACAGCAACAGCGCCAUGUUAAUUCACCUACUCCUUUGGCUUUUACCCCAACAUCUGUGCUGAGGAAGAUGACUGCUGAGAAAGAUUCAGUCGGUGGUGUAUUUCAUGCCGCUUCUUCAUCCAACAACGUCACCAGAACCGCCAACACUUCUCCAUUGAUGGUUGCCACCAAUUCUGGACCUGGUAAUUCAAAUUCCAACAAGCCAAUGCAUUCGCUUCUGAUGCAUUUCCAACAACAACAGCAGCAGCAGCAACAGCAAACCAAUGCAUCUCAAAACCAACCACGUAUGAUUUUGGGCAUAGGCAGUCACUCCCAGCAACAGCAACAACAAGGCAUGCCCAUCCUUUCUGGCCCACCCAUUCAGCAGCAACAGCAACAUCAAGACAAUUCCAGAUUAAACCAGAAUCUUCGCAACAACAAUCCCAUGAAGUGGACAGGACCAGGGGCCACAAUUGUAAACCAAGUUCCAACAAAUAAGCCAAUGGGACGACCAAUUCUCAAGGGAAAUCUAACACAGCAAAUGCCAAACGCCGGUUUGAAUCCAAUCCACCAGCAACAACCACCAACUCCACAAAUGGCAUUCGCUUCGAAGAUAGAAUUCCAGCAAAUUCAACAACAGCGUGCCGCCAACAACCAACAACAGCAGCAACUAGGUCACUCCCAGCAACAGCAACAACAACAACAGCAGCAAAAGCAACAGCAACCACUUUCAAUGCCUCCACAGCAACAGCAGCAGCAACAACAACAAUCUCAGAACAUUAUCAUGACACAAUUGUAUCAACAGCGCGCUGCCUUGCAACGAGUUCAACAAUACCAAUUCGAUCAACUCCACCAGCAGCAACAGCAACAGCAGCAACAACAAAUGAACCUAAUCCAAAACAACGGCAACCGCCCAGACCGUAGCGGCAACAAUGCCAUUCAAUCCGCCUGCGGCAACAUCAUCAACUACCAACGCGAUGGUGGUCUAUCUCCAACCAGCAACCAGUUGGCUCGAUGGUUCUCACCUGAGCUCCUGGCACAAGCCUCCGCUGGCAAGUUACCACUUUUGAACAUGAACCAGGCCUUGAGUUUGGAAGAAUUUGAGAAAAGCAUACAACAUUCCUCAACGGCUGCGAAUAAUUAAAAAUUAAACGAUUAAAAAACAAAAAAAAAACAAAGCAAAACAAAAAUUCAACGGUAGUACUUUUCAAACAUAAAUAACAGUAAUAUUUAUAGAAACAUAUUUUGGCAAAACAUUAUUAUUAUUAUUAUUAUUUUAUUCUUUGCAAGAAAAUGUUUCCUCAAUAUUAAAACAAACAAAAAAAAAAAACAAGAAAAGAAAAAAUUGUUAAUUAAAAAAAACAAAAACAAAAGAAAAAUAAAAAUAAAAAUAUUUAAUUAAAAUAGUCACAAAAUACGCUAGUAAGUGUAUUUUUCAUUGAGAAACCUAAUUCAAGGCGCCAAUUAAAGCCCAACAUGAUUUUUAGGUAGUUUUGAAAAAUUAUAUAUAUUAUAUAGCUAUAAACUGUCUUCGAAAGAAUUUCUCUUCAUUACAUUUAUAUAUUUUUUUUGUCUUUUUAUUUUGUAUUUCUUUCUUUUUUUAUAUUAUUUUCUUUUAAUUUAAAAUUUAAAAAAUAAAAAAACAUAUAUAUUCAAUUAUAACUAAAACAAAUAAAAUAGAAAUAAAAAAAAUAAAAAUUUAAAAUACAUUUUAAUCGGAUAAUUGGGGAAUCAUUUUAAGUUCAUUUUAUUUUAGAAUUCAUAUACAAAAAAAAAAAACAAAAAAACAAAAAGAACAGCAAAAAAGAAUAACAUUUAAGUUUGUUAAGACUAAGGAAGUAUAAUUAUUAGAUUUUAAGUGAAUAAAUAAACAUAAAAAACUUACUGCUUA
This is a messenger RNA of Eupeodes corollae, 5703 nucleotides long. RefSeq names its product eukaryotic translation initiation factor 4E transporter. The coding region runs from base 454 to 4956 and encodes 1500 amino acids. Lineage: Eukaryota; Metazoa; Arthropoda; Insecta; Diptera; Syrphidae. The record is from RefSeq and is a predicted model, not a curated record. Gene Ontology annotation, biological process: negative regulation of translation. Gene Ontology annotation, cellular component: nucleus; cytoplasm. The transcript has 3 exons. Gene Ontology annotation, molecular function: mRNA binding.